AUGAUGGAUGAAGAACUAGCCGAGUGUGUCUACAAAACUUUAAAGGGUAGGACUUAUCUCAUUGUAAUGGAUGAUAUGUGGAGUACAAAAACUUGGGAUGAUGUGAGGAGAUUUUUUCCGGAUGACCAGAAUGGAAGUCGGGUCUUGAUAACCACCAGGCUAUCUGAUGUGGCUGUGUAUGCAUCUUCAAGCUCACUUCAUCAGAUGCGCUUCUUAGAUGAGGAGUGGAGCUGGAAUCUACUUCAUGACAAGGUGUUUGAACAACAAAGUUGCCCACCUGAAUUAGAGAGAAUUGGCAGAAAUAUUGCUCAAAGCUGUGGCGGACUUCCCCUUGCAAUUGCUGUGGUUGCUGGAAUUCUCGCAAAGGUGGACAGGACCCCAUAUCAUUGGGAGAAGAUUGUAGAAAAUAUAAGCGCAGCUGUGGCCUCAAAUGAUGAACACUUCUCAAAGAUAUAG
Molecule: messenger RNA, 456 nt
Organism: Sesamum indicum (sesame)
Lineage: Eukaryota; Viridiplantae; Streptophyta; Magnoliopsida; Lamiales; Pedaliaceae
Source: RefSeq, a predicted model, not a curated record